Molecule: messenger RNA, 2310 nt
Organism: Penicillium olsonii
Lineage: Eukaryota; Fungi; Ascomycota; Eurotiomycetes; Eurotiales; Aspergillaceae
Source: the annotation of a GenBank genome assembly
AUGGAUCUGCUAUGCCGAUGUGGUGACGGAAGCCUGUUACAAAGGUCGCUCUUUCACCUACCAGAGAGUCUAAGUGAUGCUUACGGCGAGUCUAUGACUCGGAUCGUCAGUCAUAAUCCUUUUGCUAGUCGUUGUCUGUACUGGACUUUAUACGCUCAGCGACCUUUAACCGUCUCUGAAUUAAAUUUUGCGGCAAGCUUUGAGCUACAGGGGAAAGCUGCCGCCGAUGCAUCUUCACCUUCCGCCCAUUCCAUGCUUUAUGAGGCUGCUGGCCUCUUGACAAUAGAUGCCAUGGAUGGUACAGUCCAUCUAGUCCAUAAAACAGCCAAAGAGUACCUGAGUGGUCCAGCAGCUCGAGUCUUCUUUCCGACUGCAAAAGCCAAUAUUGCAGAUGUUUGUCUCACAGUUAUCACGCCAGAUGAUGUGAUUGAUGACUGUUACGUCAAACAAGGGGCAGCACCCUGCAAGCCUCGUGGCAAGCUAUUGGACUACGCCACAGCUUACUGGGGCCACCAUGCCCGUGAAGUUGGCGAAGAUGAGCAAGCGACCCAGGUUCUCAUCCGAGCAUUUCUCAACAAGUUAUCUUGGCGACGGCCCCCAGUUGCCGAAUUUGUUUCUCUUGGUUUCGAAAUCCCGAAGCAACUAGGCCUGGGGAGAUAUUUUUCCGACUGGACAUCUCUACAUUUCCUUGCUUACUUCGGAAUCAUUGAAAAGGCGAAACGUCUUCUCGAGCAAGGCGCUGAUGUCAACGAUUGUGAUAAUCACAACGGAAUCACACCUUUGCAUUGUGCGGUAUACCAAGGAAACGAAGAUAUGACGGAGUUGUUGAUCAAUUCUCGGGCUAAUGCCAAUGCCGCUUGCAAGUCUGGCAAGACAGUUCUCCAUAUUGCGGCGGAACAGGGUCAUCGCAAGCUGAUCAGAUUUUUACUUCAGCGACGAGUGAAUACAAGGACAGCCAAUAAGCAAGGGGCUACAGCCCUUCAAUUAGCUGUGGGAACAGCUUAUGAUGAAACAAUUGUUCCGCUCUUGAUUAAGAGUCGAUUCGACAUGGAUGUUCAGAACACUAUGACUGGAAAUACCGCACUUCAUCUAGCUGUGGAGCUGAGGCGACCUCGCAUACUUGCGUUUCUUUUGGAAAAAGGCGCGACCUUCAACGUUCUAAACAGAGAUGGCUUGACGGCCCUGCAGCUUGCUUGCAAAACAGACAACUGCGAGGCAAUAUCUCUUCUUCUUGAACGUGGCGCUCAGUUGGAAACUCGCUCUUCUCAUGGGAUUACUGCCUUGCAGCUCGCCGCCUCGAUGGAUCACUGGAUUGCAUUCGAUCUUCUGGUCAUCGGCGGUGCUGACGUCAAUGCAUGGGAUAGCAGUGGUAAUUCGCUGCUUCACCAGCAAGCUCAAAGGGCUACAUCCGCUUCUGUCGCGGUGCACUUAAUCCAGCAGGGUGCGCACAUAGAGACACGGAACUCCCAAGGAUAUACUCCACUCCAAUGCGCUGCGGCAGCUGGAAACAGGGCAAUGUUUCUUGCCUUGGUUGAUCAGGGGGCAAGACUCGAUGUUCAGACUGCGAAGGGUGAAACUCUGCUUCACAUCAUUCCUCCACUCAAUCAAGACUGCCUUGACAUUCUGGAAACACUUCUGGCAUUCAACUUCAGUGCCAGUGCAAUGACCUGUGCUGGUCUCACACCCUUACAUCAUCUUGUAAUGAAUUGCAUUGGAUCACCAGAUUCCUUGUUUGAUUAUACGGCCAAAUUCAUCUCAGCAUUUGUCUCUCAUGGGGCAAACAUCGAUGCCCAAGUGACAUCUUCCGCAUCCGAAACCGCUUUACAUCUCGCGGUUACGUCCAUGGUUCCACGUGAAUUACUGGUAUCACUUCUCAUCGAAAACGGUGCCUCGGUCGAUGCGAAAACAUCCGAAGGCAAGACGCCAUUACACCUAGCCGCCGAGCGAGGCCGGCAUAAUCUUUUCCAACUUCUACUUGAUGCGGGCGCAGACCCUUCAAUCAAAGACUUCGAAGAAACGCCCACAAGUGACAACCUAAGAGGUGAUGGUCUGACUGCAAUAGACCGGGCGCGCAAGAAUCCUAUAAGCGUAUUGUGGAUUGAAGACGCAGACAAAAUGCAGCCUCCCCCUCCGCCACCACCAAUGACGCAUCGAAAGAGCCAAGCAACCACAAUAGACUCUAUUGACAUGGAGUCCGAAUUUGACGAGAUAGGAGGGUCCACUCUGGUUGAUGAGGAUAGUUCGAUCUGGGGAUCAAGAGUCUCAAUCACCUCUGUGGAGCUGCCUUCUAUUAUUUCCUCUUCCUGUUGA